AUGAUGUCACGUUUCCACGUGGUUCGAUUUUUGCACACCGAAAAAGCAACAACAUCUUUUGUCCCGUCAGCAUUCCUGAAAACUGCUCAAUUAUCGAAAUAUUUGGAGAAAAAUGUGUUGGCACAUGCACCUGGAAGAUUUAUAAUUAUACCAAAACCGUAUGGAGUUUCAUGUGUUGGACAUUUGCAAGAAAAUGGAGGGAUUUUUGGAAAUAGUGUGCAUGAUAAAGAGAAACGAGAGAAACGAAAAAUACAACUUCGAGAAGAUCAAAAAUCGAAAAAACAUGUGGAUGAAGGUGCAAAUUUGGUGGAUUGUAUUAAAGAUUUGAGAAAAAGUUUCAAAGAACCGCAACUCACAUUUUGCACAGGAUUAAAACGAUAUUUAUCAGGAGCUAUUGUAUUACCAUGUAAUGAAAAGGAGUUAUCAAAUCUUAAAAAUUCGAUUAGACAAACGUCGAGCGAGUCAGAACCUCCUUUUAUUUAUAAUGCGCUGGCUAUUACAAUUGGUCGACCUGAUAAGCAAAAAGGAGACAUUUCGGGAUUUGCGACUUUUCGAAAUGUUGGAAAACAUAAGGAAUAUAUUUUUGAGGAGAGAAAGAUUUCAAAACGAGCAAAGACUGGAAAAUUUGCGGUUGAGGGAACUAUGAGUUAUGAGGUUUUGGAUACCAAAAAUGGAUGUUCGCUGGUCGAGUUUUCUGUAAAUAAGUGUGAGUUUUUCGAACCUCCGAAUAACGAUUCAUUCACCCGAAAUAGCAAAAAUAAAAAAAAAAACUUCUAAUAUGAGUUAUCACGCGGAGUGCGAACAUUAAAAAAAAAAUAAAUAACGUCAAAAAUGGAUUUCGUGAAAGUCUGUGAAAACGUAUCUAUGAAAUUCAAGCCCUCGAAAAAAUCCCAAAAACUUCAACAAGCAAUUUUCCAGGGGCUCGCCAUCUUCCUCGACUUAUGCUAACUCGCCUCGUCUCUCCAAUUCUAGGCGACACAAUUUAUUGGAGAAGAUUAGCUGAUAUCGAUGGAUCUCCUGAACUUGUUGAAGCUGGAAAACGCGAACAUCAAAUAUAUAUUCCACCGAAACUCGGGCAGAUUCUGAAAAUUCAAGACUCUCGAGAAAUUUUGACUAGUUUGCCUAUUUAUUGCCAUGUUUAUAAAACUGUAGGUUUUGAAGAAUUCAGGAGGUUUUGAAGAAAAAAGGAAUUUUCAUAGGUUUUUGAAGAUGCUUCAAAUGAUCAAGAAAUUGUGGCAGCUUGCAAACCACCGGCUCAUUUUAUAAAAAUGCUCCAUCUUUUGGGACUUUUUAGAGCUUUCAAAAAAUUCGAAGCGAGGAAAGAAGAACCAGAUGAAAUACGAGCACAGGAAUUGAAAUUUUGA
Messenger RNA from Caenorhabditis angaria, 1364 nucleotides. Lineage: Eukaryota; Metazoa; Nematoda; Chromadorea; Rhabditida; Rhabditidae. The record is from the annotation of a GenBank genome assembly.